Messenger RNA from Penicillium taxi, 2961 nucleotides. RefSeq lists its product as uncharacterized. Lineage: Eukaryota; Fungi; Ascomycota; Eurotiomycetes; Eurotiales; Aspergillaceae. The transcript is spliced from 6 exons. Gene Ontology annotation, molecular function: protein binding. The coding region runs from base 1 to 2961 and encodes 986 amino acids. The record is from RefSeq and is a predicted model, not a curated record.
AUGGCAACAGCCAUUUCCCAUGGUGGUAUAAACUCUGGAUUCCAAGCAGGAGUGAUUCACGGUAAUGUUGAGAAUGUCACUUUUGUACAACCGGAAACGCUGAACCAAGCAUGCCUUCGGGAUCUGCGUACAACCAAUCCUCUCGAUGAUAAAGAACGGAUCAAGAAGACCAAAGGGGGACUGCUCAAAGAGUCAUAUCGCUGGAUUCUAGAAAACGAAGAAUUCAAGCAAUGGCAAAAUAGCCGAAAAAAUCGUCUCCUCUGGAUCAGAGGUGAUCCUGGCAAAGGCAAGACGAUGCUUAUAUGUGGUGUCAUCGAAGAGUUGACACGAUUAUAUGGGGAAAAUGCCAAUAUCUCGUUCUUUUUUUGUCAGGCUGCUGAUAUGCGAAUCAAUAGCGCAACGUCUGUCCUACGGGGGUUGAUAUAUUUACUUAUUGAAAAGCAUCCCUCCCUCCUCCCUCAUGUGCGAGCUCGGUACGACAAUGCUGGGAAGGCCCUGUUUGAGGAUGUCAAUGCAUGGAAUGCACUCUUGACGAUCUUCAGGGAUAUUCUAAGAGACCCGACCUUACAAAUGACUUAUUUUGUAAUCGAUGCUCUAGAUGAGUGCAUAAAUGGGCUUGAUUCUCUUCUAGACUUUAUUGUUCAGGAGUCCAUUACAGCCCAGCUAUCUCCAGUUUCAUUAGAGCUGAACGAGGCGUCUGUGUCUGAAGCUGUGAAUUAUUUCAUUCAACAUAAAGUUCGCGUAUUGGCGCAAGCUAAAAGGUAUAGCGAUACAACUCGGGAUGCUGUUCAGCGCUAUUUAUCAUCAAACUCGCAAGGCACCUUCCUAUGGGUGGCCUUAGUGUGUCAAAAUCUUGGAAAGAUACGAACACAUGUGCUAAAGAAGCUUAAAUUGUUUCCUCCUGGGCUAGAUUCUCUAUACAGUCGAAUGAUUGACCAGGUUUGCGGGUCGGAAGAUGCUGAGCUCUGUAUGCAAAUACUGGAAAUCAUGUUGACAGUCUUUCAGCCUAUCACGCUAAAUGAACUGACUUCCCUUAUUGAACUACCGGAUGAUGACAACGAUGACCAUGCUCUCCUUAAGGAGAUUAUCGCAAUCUGUGGAUCGUUUCUAAUAUUACGGGAACAUACUAUCGUGUUUAUCCAUCAGUCCGCAAAGGAAUUUUUACUCAAGGAAGCACUUGAUAAGAUAUCCCCCGGAGGUAUAGAAGCUAAACACAAAAUGAUUUUCGCGCGAUCUCUCGAUGUCAUUUUCAAGGCACUUCGUCGUGAUAUCUACAACAUCAGAUUACCUGGAUUCCCCACCAAAGAUAUCAGCAAACCUAGCCCAGAUCCACUAGUAGCGGUAGAAUACUCGUGUAUCUACUGGGUGGACCAUCUCCAAGGCAGCAAGCGUAAUGUAACUCCUGAGCUUAGCCUUUAUGAUAUGGGUCGCGUGGAUGCGUUUCUACAACAGAAACUCCUUCACUGGCUUGAGGCUCUUAGCAUUUUAGGGAGGGAAGAGAGCCAGAAGCCCUAUUACAUCGAGUUCGAGACGCCUCUAGGUUCAUUCGAUAUCAUAGGAAAGCAAUUGAGAGCAGCCCUCUACAAAAUCUGGGAUCCGGCCACCGGCCAGAGCCUAUUUACCCUUGAGGGGCAUAGUGGUUCAGUCUGGUUGAUUGCCUGGUCGCAUGAUGGAAGCCGACUCGCAUCAGCAUCCUCCGAGAUAGUCAUCUGGGAUCCAGCCACCGGUCAGAGCCUAUUCACCCUCGAGGGGCAUACUGGUUUAGUACGGUCGAUUGCCUGGGCGCAUGAUGGAAGUCGACUCGCAUCAGCAUCCUCUGAGAUAGUCAUCUGGGAUCCAGCCACCGGUCAGAGCCUGUCCACUCUCGAAGGUCAUGGUGGUUUAGUCCUCUCAAUUGCCUGGUCGCAUAAUGGAAGCAGACUCGCAUCAGCGUCGGAUGAUAAGAUAGUCAGGAUCUGGGAUCCGGCCACCGGCCAGAGCCGAUUUAAUCUUGAGGGACAUAGUAACUGGGUCCUCUCGAUUGCCUGGUCGCACGAUGGAAGCCGACUUGCAUCAUCAUCCUCUGAUAAGACAAUCAGAAUCUGGGAUCCGGCCACCGGCCAGAGCCUAUUCACUCUCGAGGGGCACAGUAGUUCGGUCCUCUCAGUUGCCUGGUCACAUGAUGGAAGCCGACUCGCAUCAGCAUCCUCUAAUAAGACAGUCAGAAUCUGGGAUCCGGCCACCGGCCAGAGCCUAUCUACUCUCGAGGGGCAUAGUGGCUCGGUGUGGUCGAUUGCCUGGGCGCAUGAUGGAAGUCGACUCGCAUCAGCAUCCUCCGAGAUAGUCAUCUGGGAUCCAGCCACCGGUCAGAGCCUGUCCACUCUCGAGGGUCAUAGUGAUUGGGUCCUCUCGAUUUCCUGGUCGCAAGAUGGAAGUCGACUUGCAUCAGCAUCCUCUGAUAAGACAGUCAGGAUCUGGGAUCCAGCCACCGUUCAGAGUCUGUCCACUCUCGAAGGCCAUAGUGGCUUGGUCCUCUCGACUGUCUGGUCGCAUGAUGGAAGCAGACUCGCAUCAGCGUCGGAUGAUAAGAUAGUCAGAAUCUGGGAUCCGGCCACUGGCCAGAGCCUAUCUACUCUCGAGGGGCAUAGUAACCGGGUCCUCUCGAUUGCCUGGUCGCACGAUGGAAGCCGACUUGCAUCAGCAUCCUCUGAUAAGACAGUCAGGAUCUGGGAUCCAACCACUGGCCAGAGCCUAUCCACUCUCGAGGGGCAUAGUGGUUCGGUUUGGUCGGUUGCCUGGUCGCAUGAUGGAAGCCAACUUGCUUCAGAGUCGGAGGAUAAGACGGUCAGGAUCUGGGAUCCAGCCACCGGCCAGAGCCUCUCUACCUGCCUAAUCAGUCCCCUUCAAUUAGAUAAAUUUGAUUUGAAUCGCCUAUUGACAGAUAACGGUACAUUUGACAUGGGCAAUAUGGAUAUGGCUUAA